CGAAUGAAUAAACGACGACAUGUCCGGAAUUUGGUAUUGGAAGACAGGAUAGGUCAUUCCCGGCGAGUUUCAGUCAAAAGAGGAAUCCGAAACGCAAGCGGAGGGGAGAGAGAAAGAGCCAUUCAUCGAUAGGUUUAUUCAGUCACUUAUAAAGAUCUCAUCGAUUCAUUAUUUUUGCCGUUUAUUUUCGAGAACUGAACUCGAGCGAUCGAUUCGCUUGUAUCGGAGGCUAUUGCAGCUGCUGGAUGAACUCUAGCUGUUAUCACUUGUUACCUGUUGACGAGCUUCACCGUUAGUGCUUACAGCGAGGUCGGAAUGGAUUUAGUAUCUAGUUGUAAGGAGAAAUUGCUGCAUUUUAGAAUCAAGGAGCUUAAAGAUGUUCUUACUCAACUGGGCUGUUCAAAGCAAGGAAAAAAACAGGACCUUGUUGACAGGAUAUUUUCUAUUCUAUGUGAUGAACGAGGUUCUUCUACAUGGUCAAAGAAAAAUGCUUUUGGAAAGGAGGAAGUGGCAAGAUUGGUGGAUGAUAUUUACAGAAAACUGCCAGUUAACGGUGCAACAGAUUUGGCCUCAAAAUCUCAGGCUGCUUCAGACAGUGGUACGAAGCUUAAGGAAGAAGUAGAAGAAGCUUAUCAGAUGGUGGUAAACACACGUUGCCCAUGUGGAAGUUCGUUACAGACUGAUUCAAUGAUUAAGUGUGAGGAUCCAAGAUGCCAUGUAUGGCAGCAUAUUGGUUGUGUUCUUAUUCCAGAUAAACCAACAGAUGGUGUUAUUCCUGCUACCCCUGAUAUCUUUUACUGUGAAAUCUGUAGAAUCAACCGUGGAGACCCCUUCUUAAUGCCUGUGGGUCAUCCACUGUCUCCAGUGAAAUUGAUUACUACAACUAUUCCUACAGAUGGUACAAACCCGAUGCAGAAAGUUGAGAAAACAUUUCAACUUAAUAGAGCAGAAAAGGACAUGUUGUUGAAACAAGAACAUGAUGUUCAGGCUUGGUGUAUGCUUCUGAAUGACAAAGUGCCAUUUAGGAUGCAUUGGCCACAAUAUGCAGAACUUCUUGUCAAUGAUGUGCCCGUGCGAGCAAUCAACAGACCUGGCUCACAGUUGCUUGGCACUAAUGGUCGUGACGAAGGGCCAAUAAUCACAAAAUGCACCAGAGAUGGCAUUAACAAAAUAUCCUUAACAGGAGUUGAUUCUCGUGUGUUCUGUUUGGGUGUCCGCCUUGUCAGACGGCGUACUUUUGAACAGGUUCUUAACAUGAUACCCAAGGAGUCAGUUGGUGAGAAAUUCGAAGAUGCUCUUGCCCGUGUCUGCCGUUGUGUUGGUGGUGGAAAUGCCACAGGAAAGGCUGAUGAUAGUGACAGUGAUUUGGAAGUUGUUGCUGACUGUAUUCCUGUCAGUUUAAGAUGCCCUAUGAGUGCUUCAAGGAUGAAGAUUGCUGGGAGAUUCAAGCCGUGUCUUCACAUGGGUUGUUUUGAUCUUGAGGUGUUUCUGAGGAUGAAUGAACGCUCCAGAAAGUGGCAGUGCCCAAAUUGUGUAAAAAAUUAUGCCCUGGAGAAUCUCAUUAUAGAUCCAUACUUUAACCCUAUCAUAUCCAAGAUCCAGAAUUGUGGAGAGGAUAUUUCCGAAAUUGAGGUGAAACCUGAUGGUUCAUGGCGAGCUAAGGCUGAAAGUGAUCGUAGGGAACUUGGAGAACUUGGGUUAUGGCACUUUGGAGAUGGAUCUCUAUGUCCGGAAGUUAAACCUGAACUGGAAGCUCUUAAACAUGUCAAACAAGAAGGUGGUGGUUCUGAUAGCCGUCCUGGUUUAAUACUUGGAAUUAAGAAGAACUGUAAUGGCUCCUGGAAAGUCAGCAAGCAGGAAGCUUUACAGGACAAUUUUGAAAAUCACCCUCUCAACAACAUUAUUCCGAUGAGCAGUAGUGCAACCGGUAGUGGAAGGGAUGGUGAAGAUGCUAGUGUGAAUGGUGGUGGAAACUUUGAAUUCUCUGUCAACAAUGGGGUCGAACUAGAUUCGAUAUCACUCAAUCUUGAGAACCGUUUUGGGUUUCCAAAUCAGAACCCAUCUGCUCCUUUAAAAGAUCAGGAAGUAAUUGUCCUCAGUGAUUCAGAAGACGAGAACGACGACAUUAUUAUGCCUUCUUCUAGAAACGUCUACACAAACAGUAUUGAAGAAACGGGUGUUGCUGCUGGCAUUUUCCCCAUUCCACCACAUGGAAUUCCAAUUCCAGAUCCAUUUCCUGAAGAUGCUAUUAUUGGUACUACAGGCAUGGGUCUUUUCAAUAGCAGUACUGAUGAUGACUUUGGGAUUUGGCCUUUGCCUUCAGGUAGUCAGCCAGGUUCUUCAAGUUUCCAGUUGUUCAGUCCUGAAGCUGAUGGGUCGAAUUCAUUGGUUGGUUUGCCGCAUGGUUCCAUUAGUUGUCCAACAAUGAUGAAUGGCUACAAUUUGAAUCCGGAAACUGACAUAGUAGGUGGGACUGCGGUUGCUGCUCUUGCUCACGAAUCCAGUGUUGAUAAUCAUUCUAGUGCCGAUAUGAACGGAGGCUUAGUUGAUAAUCCGCUAGCGUUUGGAGGGAACGAUCCUUCUCUUCAGAUAUUUCUUCCUACAAGGCCUUCUGCUGAUGCAUCACCCUCUAUACAGCUUGACGUGAGAAACCAACCAGAGGCAUCAACUAACAUUCGCAGUAGCGUGGAUUGGAUCUCGCUUAGAGUGGGGGAUAGUGGCAGCAAUGGUAAUAAUAAUCAUAAUGAAUCUGGUAUACCAAAUGGAGUGAGUCCUCAGCAGCAGCAGCAGCAGCAGUUACAAAAGGACGGGUCUUUGAGCUGUCUGGCAGACUCUGCGUCGUUGCUUCUGAGUAUGACCGAUAAUAGAAAUGGCAAAACUGUUAGGGAAAGAUCUGAUAGCCCAUUCACAUUCCCUCGUCAAAAGCGUUCUGUAAGACCGAAGCUCUAUCUUUCUAUAGACACAGAUUCGGAAUAGUCAAAUGACGGAAAUAUCCUUUUCAAUAGUAGGUGGUGGUGGUGGUGGUGUACAUGUAUCAUUCCAUUUUGCUGGAUGAUGACUUUUGUUGCCAAUCAAAGCUGUUUUUUCUUCUUCUUUUCCUUUUAUUGAUCUUGAUAGACAUCAACUUCCUUGGAGGUGAGGGGGGUAGAUGAGUCAUUUAACUGGAUAACGUUUGAAAAAUAGUCAGUCAGUCAGAAUAGUCUGUGUAAAUGUAUUAUUCAGCAAAAUUAGAAUCAGAGGAUUUUAACUUACAUAAAAAUGAAUAAUUUUUGCAAGCUGAUGCAACAUACUUUUUUUU
This is a messenger RNA of Impatiens glandulifera, 3298 nucleotides long. Its product is annotated as E3 SUMO-protein ligase SIZ1-like. The record is from RefSeq and is a predicted model, not a curated record. The coding region runs from base 316 to 2976 and encodes 886 amino acids. The transcript is spliced from 17 exons. Gene Ontology annotation, molecular function: zinc ion binding; SUMO ligase activity. NCBI's taxonomy places the organism in Eukaryota, Viridiplantae, Streptophyta, Magnoliopsida, Ericales, Balsaminaceae. Gene Ontology annotation, biological process: protein sumoylation.